Messenger RNA from Vigna radiata var. radiata (mung bean), 1691 nucleotides. Its product is annotated as glucan endo-1,3-beta-glucosidase-like. The transcript has 3 exons. NCBI's taxonomy places the organism in Eukaryota, Viridiplantae, Streptophyta, Magnoliopsida, Fabales, Fabaceae. Gene Ontology annotation, biological process: carbohydrate metabolic process. Gene Ontology annotation, molecular function: hydrolase activity, hydrolyzing O-glycosyl compounds. Gene Ontology annotation, cellular component: plasma membrane. Bases 27 to 1691 code for a protein of 554 amino acids. The record is from RefSeq and is a predicted model, not a curated record.
UAUCAUUCCUACGAACUCUACCUUUCAUGGCUCAAACUCAAUCAUCUUCACGUAAUUCCUUUCUGCUUCUCUUAUCAUGCACCCUUUUCCGACAACUUUACGCUUCCAACACUAAAAUCGGCGUCAACUAUGGCACAAAGGCAGACAAUCUCCCACCGCCCUCAACGGUGGCAACCUUCCUCAAAUCUCAAACCACCAUCGACCGCGUCAAAAUCUUCGAUGCCAACCCCGACAUCCUCCGCGCCUUCGCCGGCACUGGAAUCUCCGUAACCGUCACGGUGGCGAAUGCCGCCAUCCCCUCUCUCUCAACGCUUCCUGCCGCGCAAGCUUGGCUCUCCCAAAACAUCUCCCCCUUCCUACCGGAAACCGCCGUGACGCGUAUCUCCGUCGGGAACGAGGUUGUGGAAAGCUCCGACGAAACACUAAUCGCCAACAUUCUUCCAGCUAUGAAAUCCCUCCACGAUGCUCUCUCCCACGCCAACCACACUACCGUCCAAGUCUCUACUCCUCACUCGCUCGGAAUCCUGGCCUCGUCAGAGCCUCCCAGCGCCGCCUCGUUCCUUCGUGGCUACGACAAAUCCAUCUUUGGGCCGAUGCUGGAUUUCCUCCGACGUACCAAGUCCCCCUUCAUGGUGAACCCGUAUCCGUUCUUCGGCAUCGCCCCAACCGAUCCCGAGACCCUGAACUACGCGCUCUUUAAAGAAAACAGCGGUGUUUGGGAUGCAGGCACGUCGGUGAACUAUACGAACAUGUUCGAUGCGCAAAUGGACGCGAUUUUCUCGGCGAUGAAGAAACUGGGGUAUGAUGACGUGGAACUGGUGGUGGCCGAAACGGGUUGGCCCUCUGUUGGUGAGCCGAAGGAAGCGGGUGUGAGUUUUGAGAAUGCGGCGUCGUAUAAUGGGAAUCUCAUCAAGCACGUUAACUCUGGGAAAGGGACCCCUCUUAUGCCUGAUCGGACUUUCGAGACUUUCAUCUUCUCUCUCUUCAAUGAGAAUCUCAAGCCCACAGUUUCUGAGCGUAAUUAUGGCUUGUUUAAUCCUGAUCUCACCCCCGUUUACGACGUCGGCGUUUCCAUUGCCAAAGAGGCAUCUGUUCCGACGUCCGGUCCCGGACCCACAUCUGGACCCAGUCCCAUAUCUGGACCCGCAUCUCCACCUGCAACCAGUCCCAUAUCUGGACGUAAAUCUGGACUCAGUCCCACGUCUGCACCCGCAUCUGGACCCAGUCCCACAUCUGAACCCGUAUCUGGUCCCACGGCAUUAACACCAUCAGAGGCACCUUCUUCUUCUUCAUCAUCGUCUUCGAAGAAGAAAUGGUGCGUGCCAAAAGGGGAUGCGAGUGAAGCAGCUUUGCAGGCUAACAUUGACUUUGUUUGUAAAAGCAGUGGAAUAGAGUGUGGGGCCAUUGACGACGGUGGGAAAUGCUUCAAGCCCAACACAGUUAGGUCCCACGCGGCGUACGCCAUGAACGCAUAUUACCAAGCAUCUGGUGGUAACGAUUUGGACUGUGAUUUUAACAACACCGGACUCAUCACUUACACCGACCGUAGUUCCCAGGAAUGUAAGUCUCCAGAUGCGGCUACUGGGAUGAAGACCAGAAAACCCGACGAAGCUGGCUCAAUAACACGGGGCUUCCACAACAAUCUCUUCUUUAUUUGUAUUUCAUUUCUAAUUUCUUUCACAUUUUUCUAA